CAAUCAGAGCCUGGCAGUGCGUGACGUCACACCUCCUGCUGUUGGAGGUGUGAGGCCGUGAGGUUUUGGUGCGGGAGACCAUUACCACAGAGCUGCUCAGGCACGUUCAGGCCUCGAAUGUGAUCCCGGGGAGGUGGUGCGAACGUACGAAACAGACCCGUCUGGCAUUCGAGCUGUGUGGUCUCGGCUGAUCGGCUGGGUCAGAACGGCGAACCUCACUCAGCAAUGGAACCUCAGAAGAAAAAGGCUGAAGCACAGCAGGCAGCCGACACGGCACACUCGACAGACAACCUGUAUGAAGGAGACGAAAACCCCGAGAGAGGCAACUGGACGAGCAAGCUCGACUUUCUGCUCUCCUGUCUCGGAUAUGCCGUUGGCCUCGGAAAUGUGUGGCGGUUCCCGUACCUGUGCUAUAAGAACGGCGGAGGUGCCUUCCUCAUUCCGUACGUCUUAUCUCUGUUCGGCCUGGGCAUUCCCCUGUUCCUACUGGAUCUGACUUUGGGACAGUACAGCGCCAUGGCACCCGUCAGUCUCUUCAAAAACUACGCUCCGGCAAUGAGAGGUGUCGGUAUCGCGAUGUUCCUGGCGUCGGUGGCCAUCGGUCUUUACUACAACAUGAUCAUCGCGUGGACGGUGUACUACACGUACUCCAGCAUGACGUCCGACCUGCCCUGGCAGUACUGCAACCACGACUUCAACACGCCCAACUGUUUCAACUUUGACGAUUACCAGCGCUGCAAGGCGAUAUACAACGAGUCAACGUGGUGGAUCUACAACUACGGUCACUGUAUCACCAACCGCACAGAGGCCGACAUCCUGGGCGUCAACAGCACCGUGCCGGAAAAGGACCGCGUCUCUCCUGCGGAGGAGUACUACAACAACCACGUGCUCAGUCUGAGCUCCGGGAUCGACGAGCUGGGAUCGGUGCAGCCCCGACUCGUGCUCUCACUCCUGGUCGCCUGGCUGGUCGUUGGCGGAGCUCUCAUCAAAGGCAUCAAGUCAUCCGGAAAGGUGGUGUACUUUACGGCGCUGUUCCCGGUCGUCAUCCUCGUCAUCCUGCUGAUCCGUGGCGUCACGCUACCUGGCGCCUCCGAGGGCAUCAAGUUCUACAUCGUCCCAGACCUGAAACGGCUUAGAAGCAUCGAUGUCUGGGUCCAGGCUGCUGUCCAAAUCUUCUACUCCCUGGGAAUCGCCAGCGGAGGGCUGAUCACCCUUGCCAGCUACAACAAGUACCACAACAACGUCGUCAGAGACGCGCUGAUGGUUUGCAUUGGCAACUGCUGUGCAUCCGUUUUCGCUGGUUUCGCCAUCUUCUCGGUUCUUGGCUUCAUGGCUAAGGAGCUGGGAGUUCCUGUAUCUGAAGUCGUCAAAAGUGGAUCGGGUCUAGCGUUCGUGGCCUACCCGGAGCUGGUGACCCGCCUGCCGAUAUCCACUCUCUGGGCGCUUCUCUUCUUCCUGAUGCUCUUCACGCUUGGACUUGAUACCCAGUUUGCAAUAAUUGAGACAAUCAUCACCUGUGUCCUGGACGAGUUCCCGAAGCUGCGUCGGUGGAAGUCCUGGGUGGUAGUAGCCAUCUGUGGAACGCUGUUCCUUCUCGGCAUCCCUCUCACUACUCAGGGCGGCCGCUAUGUCGUGGACCUGAUGGACAACUACGCUGCGGGCUGGCCAUACCUCUUCAUCAGUCUGACCGAGCUGCUAGGCAUGUACUGGCUGUACGGCAUCACCAACUACUACCGCGACCUCACCAACAUCAUGGGCUUCAGCCCCGGCUUCCGACUGAAGGCGCACAUCACUGCCAUCUACGGCACCGUGUCUCCAAUCCUGAUGGCGCUGAUUCUGCUGCUCGGCUGGAUCAACUACGAACCGUACGAGGUGGACGGCUACGUCUACCCUCCCUUCGCCAACGGCAUCGGCUGGGCCAUCGCCAUGUUCAUCAUCGCCGUGAUUCCUGGCGGCUUUAUCUACAACGUCGCCUGCGAGCAGACUGGCGACUUCAGAGAGCGUCUGAGGAACUCUGGCCGCCCCACUGAGGCCUGGUACGAACACUCGCGGAAUAUCGCCGCCCGGGAGAAGCUGGCCGCAUCACCAGAGACCGGCGUUGACAACGCGACACUAAACGUUGAUGACGACGACGACCUUUGACCUGAGAGCUCGGGGAAGGACUCAGCGAGUUCUAGCCUAGCGUUGUACUCUAAGAUUUUCUUAUCGUCGCUGAUGAAUUGUGUUUUAUGCGAGUUGUUAUACUUGCACCGGAAGUAGCAGUGAGUACUGAGAAGUAGGCAAACAUCAUAGCAUGCUGCGAUGUAGUAACUGUAAUCCUCAUGUUAUAACAGUAUAGAAACUAUCCCAAGCAUGUACGAAGAAGGACUGAAUAGAACCAGCUUGAAUGAAAUGUUUAAAGGCACUAAAAUGUGUAAAAACAGAUUGCCGAAAAAACUUAACAUGGUGUGUUUUUUUAGGAUGUGUACCAUGUGAGAAAAUACGUACACAAUAUACAACAAUAUAUUUUAUGCUUAUAUAAG
Amphibalanus amphitrite is the source of this 2522-nucleotide messenger RNA. RefSeq names its product sodium-dependent proline transporter-like. NCBI's taxonomy places the organism in Eukaryota, Metazoa, Arthropoda, Thecostraca, Balanomorpha, Balanidae. Gene Ontology annotation, cellular component: membrane. Bases 226 to 2142 code for a protein of 638 amino acids. Gene Ontology annotation, biological process: sodium ion transmembrane transport. The record is from RefSeq and is a predicted model, not a curated record. The transcript is spliced from 12 exons.